GUCGUGUUUCCCGGGCGGCGGCGGCGGUGGAUGGAAGAGCACAAGGGAAGCUGGGCAAUGAAGGAGGAGGAGUAUGUAACGUCAGGAACCGAAACAGAGAGUGACAGCCAGGAAAAGGCGUCCGGGUGUUUGCUCCACACCACUUGGCAAGUCACCGGCACUGACGAUGAUCGGCCCCCCCAGCCCCAUUUAACUGAACGCGGUUAACUUGGGGGGCGGCCCAUUGGCGAAUAAGGGCAGGUCGAUACACAGAGCCAGGCCGUGGAUCAGGCCAAAAGAUCGUCGUCGCGACUGUCACAAAGGGGCUGUUGUUGGGUUGCCGACGAAGUUUCGUUCGUUCUGUCAGCAGUUGGUGCGGAUUGUUGGAUGCGGAUCCGAUGCUAGUCGAUGCGGAUCUGUUGAUGGAAAGAGGAAGGUCGGUCGACACGGACUAAGAACCACGGGCCG
This is a messenger RNA of Neurospora hispaniola, 447 nucleotides long. RefSeq lists its product as uncharacterized. The record is from RefSeq and is a predicted model, not a curated record. The transcript has a single exon. Lineage: Eukaryota; Fungi; Ascomycota; Sordariomycetes; Sordariales; Sordariaceae. The coding region runs from base 31 to 207 and encodes 58 amino acids.